GGUUCAAUGCACUUACAACCAAUCCACACACCUUACCCAACAAAAGAAUGGCUUCAACCAAGCGUUAUAAGGCUCAUUUAAUAGGUACUACCUACGCUUACGAUUUUCCCGAAUUAUUUCGUCAAGCUAUUAGAAUACUAUGGAAUCGUACAUCUCAUCAUAGUUCAAACCUUAAAUAUCCUAGUGAUGUUUUGAAAGCCAAAGAACCAACUGAAUUGGCAAGAUCAUUGGGAAUACCUAGAGUAUACUUGUCAGCAAAUUCUGGUGCAAGGAUUGGAUUGGCGGAAGAAGUUAUGAAUCAUUUUAAUCAAUUACAUCAAAAUGAAAUGAAAUCUGUUAUUACGGAAGAAAUUGUUGAGGAAGGAGAAACACGACAUAAAAUUACCAACAUUAUUGGAUCAAAAGAUGGGCUUGGUGUUGAAUAUUUGAAGGAAUGGAGUUCACAUCUGACUGCACAAAAUGAUUUGGAGGGUAUUACAAAGAUUAUACAAUGGCUUCUAAAUUCUCCUGUACCAAUAUUUAUGAAUUCAGAUACUUGGGACAGGGAUGUUAAUUAUAUGCCUCCCAAAGGGCCUUACGAUUCAAGAUGGUUAAUUGCGGGCAAAUAUGAGAUUUAG
This is a messenger RNA of Funneliformis geosporum, 617 nucleotides long. NCBI's taxonomy places the organism in Eukaryota, Fungi, Glomeromycota, Glomeromycetes, Glomerales, Glomeraceae. The record is from the annotation of a GenBank genome assembly.